AUGAAAUACCUGCUUCAAGGUCAGGUCAGCCCUUCUCAGUUUGAAGCACAUGUGGGUUGGACUUCUCGUCGCAAGCCUUACCUACACAUCUAUACAUCAAAUGGAGUGUCUCUCCAUGAGUUGUCUUUGAAAUUGUCACAACUGCGAAAGUUAUCUGCCGAGGAAAACGAUGAUCUUUGCUCAAUCUGUGCAGAUGAAGGAGAUCUUUUACUUGGUGACACCUUCCCUCUUGGUUGUGCUUUCGACAAAUUGAUUGUUCAUCACAAGUACUUCGAGUACAAUUUGGAUUCAAAAAAUUCUACUUACAGCACCAAGAAUGGAAUUUACUCAGAAGGUUGUGGACUAGAUAAUGUAAUGAUAUUGUGGGGGCAUGACGAUUACAUGUAUUUGGUGGCUAAGGAAAAUGGAAUGACUUUGCCUCCAGCUGCAUUGUUCAUCAUCCGAUACCACUCUUUUUAUCCAUUACACAAGUCAGGAGCAUACACACAUUUGAUGAAUGCGGAUGAUGUUGAGAAUUUGAAGUGGCUGAAAAUUUUCAACAAAUAUGACCUCUAUAGUAAGAGCAAAGUGCGCAUUGAUGUCGAGAAGGUCAAGCCAUACAAUCUUUCUCUUAUUGAGAAGUAUUUCCCAGCCAAGCUGAGAUGGUGAACAUUCCAAAUUGAAGACAUUGAUUUGAGAAAUCAC
Camellia sinensis is the source of this 684-nucleotide messenger RNA. NCBI's taxonomy places the organism in Eukaryota, Viridiplantae, Streptophyta, Magnoliopsida, Ericales, Theaceae. The record is from RefSeq and is a predicted model, not a curated record.